Molecule: messenger RNA, 1743 nt
Organism: Cyphellophora europaea CBS 101466
Lineage: Eukaryota; Fungi; Ascomycota; Eurotiomycetes; Chaetothyriales; Cyphellophoraceae
Exons: 3
Coding region: 1-1743 (580 amino acids)
Biological process (GO): nucleobase transport; transmembrane transport
Cellular component (GO): plasma membrane
Molecular function (GO): nucleobase transmembrane transporter activity
Source: RefSeq, a predicted model, not a curated record
AUGGCGGCAUCCCACACCUACGACGGCACCUCUCCGCCCCCGGAGAAGAGCUCCCGCUCAUGGCUUCGCAAGCUGGAAACAAAUGCCGAGCCUGGUCUCAGCAGCAAGCAGCUGUUUCUCACCAACCAUGAUUUGAAACCCGUCGAGCCAGCGCGCAGACAAUGGAGGCACAUCUCAUUCAUUAACUUCUGGAUUGCUGACUCGUUCAACAUCAAUACCUGGAUGAUUGCUGCUUCUUCGCUCGAGGUAGGCUUGAGCUGGUGGCAGGCUUGGCUUUGCGUCUGGGUUGGAUAUAGUAUUGCUGGGUUCUUCAUCGUCGCAACUGGUCGGAUCGGCGCAACAUACCACAUUGGAUUUCCAGUUGUCAACAGAGCUUCCUUCGGUAUCUGGGGUUCGCUAUGGCCUGUUCUGAACCGUGCGGUGAUGGCCUGCAUCUGGUACGGCGUGCAGUCUUGGAUCGGCGGCCAAUGCGUCUUCCUGAUGAUUGCCUCCAUCUGGCCCUCGUUCGGCCAAAGCCCGAGCCUGACCCGCUCGCUUGCGAUGGGGGCGACUGUCAACUACAUGGUUGGCUUCAUCAUCUUCUGGCUUGGAUCGCUGCCAUUCAUCUGGUUCCCUGUGCACAAGAUUCGACACCUGUUCACGGUCAAAGCCAUUGUUUCGCCUGCGGGUGGUAUCGCCUUACUCAUCUGGUCAGUCGUCCGGGCCGGGGGUGUAGGUCCCAUCGUGCGUCAAGGACACACAGCCGAGGGCUCUGACCUAGCUUGGGGGGUCAUUACCGGGAUCAUGGCGUCAAUCAGCAAUUUUGCGACGCUCAUCGUCAACGACCCUGAUUUCGCCCGUUUUGCAUCAACUCCAGGAGCUGCUCUCUGGCCCCAGGGUAUCACGAUUCCCAUGGGUUUCGGGUUGACCUCUUUCAUUGGCAUUAUUGCGGGCUCGGCAUCGGCGGUCAUCUACCCAGAUCUCGGUGCAGUUUGGAAUCCCCUCGAUCUGAUGCGUCAGUUCAUUACCAAUGGAGAUAUCGAGAAUGGCGUCGGAAGCGCAGGCGAUCGUGCCGGUGUCUUCCUGAUUGCCGCCACGUUUGUGGUCGCGCAGCUGGGUGUCAACAUUGCAGCCAACUCGAUUUCGGCCGGAACUGAUCUGACUGCCCUUAUGCCGCGGUAUAUCAACAUUCGCCGUGGUGGGUAUAUUUGUGCAGCCAUCGGCAUCGUCAUUUGUCCCUGGCAAUUCCUCACUUCUGCGAGCAACUUCACCACCUACCUGUCGGCCUACUCCGUGUUCCUAUCAUCCAUCGCAGGACCGAUGAUAAUCGACUACUAUUUUGUUCGCAAAGGUUAUCUCCAGAUCCGUGAUCUGUACAAUCCUGAGAGCGAUGGUCCUUACUACGGUAUUUGGGGCAUUCAGUGGCGUGGUUACGUUGCGUACAUCUGUGGCAUAUUGAUCAAUGUGGUCGGCUUUGCCGGAGCUGUGGGGACACCCGUGCCCAUUGGCGCAACCUACGUGUAUCGGCUGAAUUUCUUCACUGGCUUCAUCGUCUCAGGUGGGAUCUACUAUAUUCUGUGUCGCGUCGUCCCUGUUCCAGCUACUAGCCCGACCGGUAAGUGGCUGGAGAUAGGCGACUUCGAGGACCCCAGCUUGGCGUAUGGCGCAGAUGAGGAAAAUGUCGCACGGCCAGUCACCUCUGCCAUGGAAUCUCCGACUGAUGGUGAGAAGAAGUGGUGGAACAUCCGCAAUCGCAACUUCUGA